AUGAGCUGGUUCCGAAACCUGCAAGGGCAACUAUCUGAGCUCGCCAAUGAAGUCCUCAGUGAAGCCACAGAUGAGGUCGCAGACCCGGAAACAGAGCUGCAGGUGGCGAACAAGAAGCGUAAUGAAGCCGAGCGUCAGCUUGUAAUAGAGCAAUCGAAAGUGAGUAAAUUAGAAGAAAAGGUGUUGGAACAAGAGCACAUGUUAUCUGCACAUCAAAGCGAACUCGAAAUGCUGACUGAGCGUCAUCGGACGAUGAUCCUUUCAAGAGAUGAGGAAAUAAAAAAGCUUAAGAAUGAACUGGAGCGGUUACAGCUCGGGGAGUGGCAGUCUACAGAUGUUGAUACUGGAACAAUGGAGCAGAAUAUACUAGAUUUACAACGAGAAGUCAGUCAUUGGAAGUCAUUGGUUGAGAUGGGACAUGAUAAGGAUUCCGCUGGUGAGCUGGAACAGCGUCUAGAGGAGGAGCGAAGACGCAAGGAGGAGGAGAUCACAUCUCUUAUGGAACUACACUCGCGCAAUUUGAAUGAAAUGAGGGAGAUGUACGAAGAAAGGAUUAGUGCAUUGGAGGGUGUAGCAUCAUCUUCAACCAGCAAUACCGACGUGUUGGAUGCCGUGUUGUUGGAGAAGGAAGAAUUACUGGAUACAAAACGAAAACUUGAAGAAUUGGUGCGUCAGCGGCCCUCCACUGCUAGUGCCUCAGCGGGAUGUGAUGAUCGCAUGGAAGUACUGGACUUGGUCGAGAGAUCAGAGCUUACGGAACUGGAAGAAAAGUUGCGAGAAGCUCAAGCCGAGGUGGUACAGAUUCAACACGAGGAGUUGACCCAAGCAUACAAUGAUUUGAACGAGGAGUUUGAAAAGUACAAAGAGCUGACCGCCACUACUGCACAGGAUAACAAUAAUCAAGAUCUUACUCGACGAAUAGAUCUCUUGAAAGCGAGUCUCAUCGAAUACGAGGAGCGGUACGAGAUGUGUAAGCGCGAAAAUCAGGAAACCGUCGCUCAACUGGAGAGGCUUUCUGGCGAAUUUGAAAGAUUGAAGUCAGGGUUUGCUGAUGUCCGUGAACAGAACAAGGACGCAGAUGUGUCCGGCGAAGUGGAUCGUCUCCGCGCUGCUCUAGAACAAGCGAAAACCGAUCGUGAUCGCCUGCGUUCUGACGUCGAUCGGUUCCGAUCUACAGUAGAAGGGAUCGACACAGAGCUAGACAUGCUUAGGUCUUCGAAUCGAAAUCUCUGUGAAGAGAACGAGAAAAUGGCUGCUGUAAUAGAUCGUUAUACCAAAUCGCUGAAUGAUAACAUUCAAAGAAGUGAAAAUUCCGCAAACGAGAGCGAUGCCCAGGGUAGCUCAUCGUUGAGUCAAGUCCAGACGGCUGCCGUCGACAAUUUAAACCGUGAACUUCGAGAGGAAGUCACUAUGUUACAGGAACGGAACAGGCUUUUGGAGGAGCAUAGGGAGGAACUGCAAACAUCUCUGAAGGCUCUACAGGGGAAAGUCGAUGGAGGUCGCCAAGAUCAAACCUCGCAAACUAACGAGAUUGCGGAUGAGGUUUCGGCUCUCACUGCUCAGCUACGUGAAGCCUUGGCAGCAAAUGCGGAGAAAACGGAGGAAUGUGAAAAACUCAGACAGCAGGCAGAUGAUCUGGAAAAAGAAGUCACGCUGCGACAAUCGUGCGUAGAUGAGAUGAUAGCUCAAACAAAUGCCUUACAAGUGCAACUGCAGCUUGCAGCAAAAGUUAAUCUUCAACUCAAGCAACAGAUCUUGGAAAAAGAUCGCUCGUUGAAUUCGAUGAGUGAAGAAUUGAAUCGAAAGCAGCCGGAAUCUACCCGCCAUGAUCCUCAUUUUGAACAGCAGUCAUAUCCUCCCCAGGAGGUGGACCAAGAGAAGGAAGAACUUUCUGGAAAGAUAGAACAGCUCAACGCGGAAUGCGCCAGACUGAAAGAGGCUCUCACAAAGGCUGAAAACCAGAUAUGUGAAAGCGAAAGCGCCCUGAAUACGAUUACGACUGAAAACAAUCAACUCCGGCAGGUCGCCACCCAAAAACACGCCGAAAGUGUGGAUUAUUUCGCUCGAUUAGAAGCAGCUGUUGCUCAAAUAGCCGUAUUGGAGCAGAAAUUGGCCGAUAGCCAGCGGCAAGCUGAAGAGUCGUUAGCGAAUGAGCGCGAAUCUCGAGAGAAGUUGUCGCGAGAAUUGCAACGGCUCAAGGACCAUCUUCUUCUAGUCGAGGAAACAUCCACAGUUGAGGCAGUAGAGGCCGAAAAGCGAGAAACGGAGCUCAGAGAGCAGAUUCGCCGUCUGGAGAGCACAGUUGUUGCUGCUGACAGCGACGCUGCAAAAACGACGUUGUCCAUGCAGAGCGAGUUGUCUUCAUUACAAGAGCGGGUUGUUGUUGCGGAAGAGUCGGCUGUAGACUGGAGAUCGCGAUAUGAAGACGAAAAACGUCAACAUUUCGAAACAAACGAUGCUCUGGCAAGCUUGCAGGAAGUAGUACGCGAACUGUCGGCUGACCACGAACGGGAGGCUGCCAGUGCUUCCCAUAGGAAUAUGCAGCUACAAGAAAAUAUCCGAGAGCUGACGGCGACAGUUGAAAACCUUCGUGCUGAAAUGGAGCGACUAUCCCUUGAUAAGCAGACAGUUGAGGAUCUGCUGGAAUCGGCUAAGAGCUCGCUUAACGCUCGGCAGAAGAUUGUCGAGGACCUCGAGGUCCAACUAGAAGAGCUCAGGGCUUCAUCGCGACAGUCGGCUGAAAGUUACCGCAUCGAUGACGUGACCUUGCGACAGCUUUUCCUAAGUUAUUUCACCGCAGCUCCAGAUAAACGGGCGGAUAUCGCUCUUCUGCUGGCAAGUAUUCUCCAGUAUCCACCCGAAGAUGUACAUAAGAUUCGGCAAGCGAUCAGCGGCAGAAGCCCUCAACGCCAGGGAAACCAGACUGGGAGUGUUUCGCUGGCUGAGCAGUUCAUUCGAUUCCUGGAAAACGAGUCCGAGUCAGCAAGCACAGCUCCUCAUCUUCCUGUGGUACCACAAGGACCGACUCCAGGACCGUCUAUCGCACCGCCGCCUAUUGCCUCACCCAUUGUGUUUCAUCACAGACAUGUGGAAGAAGUCGAUAGAACAAUUUCUAAAUCCAACAACACGAUUUUCGGAUACCAGUCGACGUAG
Haemonchus placei is the source of this 3153-nucleotide messenger RNA. The record is from the annotation of a GenBank genome assembly. NCBI's taxonomy places the organism in Eukaryota, Metazoa, Nematoda, Chromadorea, Rhabditida, Trichostrongylidae.